UUGUUUGCUACGUUGUCAGCCUAUGUUGUGCGGGGCGCUGUUCACUGUGGCAACAGUACGUAGCAGAGUGAACCAGUCUGAGGAUAUCAGUCUGUAGUUCUCAUAGGGUGCUAUGGCGACCUUCCCGGAGUUUAUUGCCCAGAAUGAGGAGCGUGAUGGGGUGCGUUUCAGCUGGAACGUCUGGCCCUCUAGUCGUCUGGAGGCCACCCGCAUGGUGGUCCCCGUGGCCUCAUUGUUCACCCCCCUGAAGGAGCGCCCAGACUUGCCCCCCAUCCAGUAUGAGCCUGUGCUGUGUAGCAGGGCGACCUGCCGCGCUGUCCUCAACCCGCUCUGCCAAGUGGAUUACGGAGCCAAACUGUGGGCUUGCAACUUCUGCUAUCAGAGAAAUCAGUUUCCACCUACCUAUGCUGGGAUAUCAGAGGUCAACCAGCCAGCUGAGCUGCUGCCACAGUUCUCCACCAUUGAAUAUGUUGUCCAGAGAGGUCCCCAGAUGCCUCUGGUCUUCCUGUACGUGGUGGACACCUGCAUGGAGGAUGAAGACCUGCAGGCCCUGAAGGAGUCCUUACAGAUGUCCCUGUCCUUGCUGCCUCCUGCGGCCCUGGUGGGCCUCAUCACCUUCGGACGCAUGAUCCAAGUCCAUGAGCUGGGCUGCGAUGGCAUCUCCAAGAGCUACGUCUUCAGAGGAACCAAAGACCUUAACGCCAAGCAGCUGCAGGAGAUGCUGGGCUUGACCAAACCCACUGCUGCACAGGCAGGACGGGGACCACAAGCUCCACAGCCCCCCCUCUCCAACAGAUUCCUACAGCCUGUCCAGAAGAUUGACAUGAACCUGACAGACCUGCUUGGAGAGCUCCAGAGGGAUCCCUGGCCUGUCACUCAGGGCAAACGGCCCCUCCGCUCGUUAGGGUCGGCCAUGUCCAUCGCUGUUGGCUUGCUGGAGUGCACCUUCCCUAACACUGGGGCACGCAUCAUGACCUUCAUCGGUGGACCAGCCACUCAGGGCCCAGGCAUGGUGGUAGGAGAUGAGCUAAAGACCCCUAUUCGAUCCUGGCACGACAUUGAGAAGGACAACGCCAAGUUCAUGAAAAAGGGGACCAAACAUUACGAGGCAUUGGCGAGCCGUGCCUCCACCAACGGCCACAUCAUAGACAUCUAUGCCUGCGCUCUGGACCAGACCGGACUGCUGGAGAUGAAGUGUUGUUCCAAUCACACUGGAGGCUACAUGGUGAUGGCAGACUCUUUCAACACCUCCCUAUUCAAACAAACCUUCCAGAGGGUCUUCACCAAAGAUGUGGCUGGAGCCUUCAAGAUGGCCUUCGCUGGCACCCUGGAGAUAAAGACGUCUCGAGAGAUCAAGAUUUCAGGAGCCAUCGGGCCAUGUGUGUCAUUAAAUGCCAAAGGACCGUGUGUGUCUGAAAAUGAAAUUGGAACAGGGGGCACCUCUCAAUGGAAGAUAUGUGGUCUUGACCAUAACACCACUCUGGCAGUGUACUUUGAGGUGGUCAAUCAGCAUAAUGCACCUAUACCCCAGGGGGGCCGCGGGGGGGUCCAGUACGUCACCCAGUACCAACACUCCAGUGGACAGAAACGCAUCCGAGUCACCACCACCGCCAGAAACUGGGCAGAUGCAGGGACCCAGAUCCAGAGCAUUGCAGCAUCAUUUGACCAGGAGGCCUCAGCCAUCCUGAUGGCCAGACUGGCUGUGUACCGUGCUGAGACCGAGGAGGGCCCCGACGUGCUGCGCUGGCUGGACAGACAGCUCAUCCGACUGUGUCAGAAGUUUGGAGAUUAUAAUAAGGAUGAUCCCAACUCCUUCCGCUUCUCAGAAACCUUUUCUCUCUAUCCCCAGUUUAUGUUCCACCUGAGAAGGUCUCCCUUCCUGCAAGUGUUCAACAACAGUCCAGAUGAGAGCUCUUACUACAGACACCAGUUCAUGCGUCAGGACCUGACCCAGUCUCUGAUCAUGAUACAACCCAUUCUCUAUGCCUACUCCUUCAACGGGCCCCCAGAGCCUGUGUUGCUGGACAGUAGCAGUAUCCUUCCUGAUCGCAUCCUUCUCAUGGACACCUUCUUCCAGAUCCUCAUCUAUCAUGGAGAGACUGUGUCUCAGUGGCGUAAGGCAGGCUACCAGGAGAUGCCAGAGUACGAGAACUUCCGCCACCUGCUGCAGGCUCCAGCGGACGACGCCCAGGAGAUCCUCCACAGCCGCUUCCCUAUGCCCCGAUACAUAGACACAGAGUUUGGUGGAUCACAGGCUCGUUUCCUGCUAUCUAAAGUUAACCCAUCACAAACCCACAACAACAUGUAUGCAUGGGGCCAGGAGUCGGGAGCCCCCAUCCUGACAGAUGACGUCAGUCUACAGGUGUUCAUGGACCACCUGAAGAAGCUGGCUGUGUCCAGUGCUGCCUGACACUGAGACAGACGCCAUAGUAACCACUGAGCAUCAGCAUCACAGACCAUUGUUCCGCCUCAUCAUCCACUCAACAGCACACCUGGGUUCAGAUUGUAUUUGUUUUCUUUCAAGGACUUAAUCUGCACUUGAUUGAGCUUGUCUGGCGCAAUAAAGCCAAUGGAAUAGACCCAAAAGCAAACCCCUCCCAUCUGGCACUCGAGACAGGCUCAAUCAAACGCUUAAAGUAUUUGGAAGAAAACAAAUACUAUAUGAACCCAAGUUUGCUCAACAGUAGUCAACUCAUACUAUACAUGGGAAAGUCAACAACCAAAAGAGUCCCCUGUAGCUCAGUUGGUAGAGCAUGGCGCUUGCAACGCCAGGGUUGUGGGUUCGUUUCCCACGGGGGGCC
Coregonus clupeaformis (lake whitefish) is the source of this 2801-nucleotide messenger RNA. RefSeq names its product protein transport protein Sec23A. The transcript is spliced from 18 exons. NCBI's taxonomy places the organism in Eukaryota, Metazoa, Chordata, Actinopteri, Salmoniformes, Salmonidae. The coding region runs from base 113 to 2410 and encodes 765 amino acids. Gene Ontology annotation, molecular function: GTPase activator activity; zinc ion binding. Gene Ontology annotation, biological process: COPII-coated vesicle cargo loading; endoplasmic reticulum to Golgi vesicle-mediated transport; intracellular protein transport. The record is from RefSeq and is a predicted model, not a curated record. Gene Ontology annotation, cellular component: endoplasmic reticulum exit site; COPII vesicle coat.